AUGGAGGGGACUGCGGAGUUCCAGACGCCUGACCUGCGAGAUGUGGAGGGCAAGGUGGGCAGGAAGACCCCUGAAGGGCUGCUCCGCGGGCUGCGAGGCGAAUGGGAGCCGGGAACCUCCGGCGCCCUGAUGCUCUCGGGGGCGCCUAGCACCGGCCACGGCCACAGCCUGGGGGACAAGAUCAUGGCGUUGAGGAUGGAGCUGGCCUACCUGCGAGCCAUCGAUGUGAAGAUCCUGCAGCAGCUGUUGACCUUGAAUGAGGGCAUCGAGGCUGUGCGCUGGCUGUUGGAGGAGAGGGGGACAGUGACCAGCUACUGCAGCAGCCUCACCAGCAGUCAAUAUAGCCUGACAGGCGGGAGCCCAGACCACUCAAGGCGAGGCAGCUGGGACAGCCUGCCGGACACCAGCUCCACUGACCGGCUGGACAGUCUCUCCAUUGGCAGCUUCCUAGACACGGUGGUCCCCAGCGAGCUGGAUGAACAGGGCCCCCCUGGGGCUCCCCGCCCUGAGACUGGGCAAAGGUUAUAUCCAGUGGGGACAGGGCCCAGUGGGGACAGGGCCAGGACUGAGGGGGACCUGACAGCCAGCAGGCUAGGGAAUUUGAGGGCUGUAUGGAAGCCCCCAGGGGAGGGGCUCCAAGGUGGACCUCCUGAGCCACUAGAGGAUGAGAGUGCCGAACUGGGCUUUGAGGCCCACUGGUACUGGCAGUGUCAGGAUGACGUGACCUUCUUAUAGUAACUCUCCCACCCUUUUGUA
Molecule: messenger RNA, 756 nt
Organism: Enhydra lutris kenyoni (northern sea otter)
Lineage: Eukaryota; Metazoa; Chordata; Mammalia; Carnivora; Mustelidae
Product: leucine rich adaptor protein 1
Exons: 2
Coding region: 1-735 (244 amino acids)
Biological process (GO): positive regulation of cytokine production; positive regulation of canonical NF-kappaB signal transduction
Source: RefSeq, a predicted model, not a curated record